ACUACACAACACUGCUGAGAGGUGGGUGGUUAGCGACAUCACGCUAUUGCAUGACGAUAUUUGUGGUCUCGGUUCAGCAUGCUUGAGGUUUUUAGUUCAGCAAUCUUGGUAUGCCUCGACCAAGAUGAGCAGAGUAAUGGCUGCUGAGCUUGCUCGCUUCGAGUUGCUUCUAGACAUUUGCAAAUCCAACUCUGGCUAGCCGAAAGUGAAGGGUGGAGGGCGCUAUCAAAGGAUGCUGUCUUGCUAUUGGAAACCGCACAAUGGGCAAAGCUGCGUUGAGGUGGUGUGUUGCUGAAGCUUACUCACCAUCGUGACACAACAGCCAAAUUGCGCAGACCCAUUGCGCCUACUUGACACUCUAGGAGCAUCUUUGCACCAUGUCACAUCCAGCUACAGUCCUUCCCUCCUUCACCAUCUCGCCCGCAUCGCCCGAUCCACUGCAUCAAACUUCAUUCCUUGCAUUGCUGUUCACAGUUGUGUGUCACGUGCUGGCGCUCUUGACUUCAAACUACAGUUGGGUCGAUAGACUUUGGAGUAUAGCGCCCGUUGUGUAUGUGUGGGUUUUGGCCGGACAGCAAGCUGGUGGAGAUGUGAGGAGUUUAGUGGUUUGUGGAUGCGUGACUUUCUGGGGAGCAAGGCUGACUUUGAACUUUGCGCGAAAAGGCGGGUAUAAUCCGAAAGACGAAGAUUAUCGAUGGGCAGUCCUUCGAAAAGCGAUACCAUCCAAGAUUCUUUGGCACCUAUUUUCUCUGCUCUUCAUCUCCGUAUAUCAGAAUUUCAUUCUUCUGCUGAUUUCCUUGCCUACGUACAUUGUUCACCGGGCGUCUGUCCUCUCUCCAACGCCCUGGAGCAAUCUUGAUACGACUCUCCUAGUACUUUUUGCAGCGUUCUUAGUCGGAGAAACGAUAGCAGAUAAUCAGCAAUUCGCUUACCAGACAAAGAAACACCAAUUGAUUCGAAAAGCACAAAUGGGCGACAAGGAUGCGUCCACAGACAACCUUGGUCUCCCACAAGUUUAUGCCCGAGGAUAUCUGACGACCGGAUUAUUCAGAUAUUCUCGGCAUCCAAACUUUUUUUGCGAGAUAAUGAUCUGGUGGUGCAUUUACGGAUUUUCUGUCGCGGCGACGAUACCCAAGUCGAACGGCUUGAUAGAUCUUACAUGGAGCAACAUCGUAAAUUGGACGAUUAUUGGACCGAUUAUGUUGACGCUGCUCUUUCAAGGGAGCACAUCAUUUACAGAGGGCAUAUCUGCUAAGAAAUAUCCGACAUACCAGAUUUACCAAAAGACAACCUCACGACUUGUACCCAUGUGGCCUGGCAAGGAUGUCGAUCAACAAGUAAAAGAAGAGCAAGACAAACGAAAAUAGUCUUCUGAGAAUGCUUUUGAGAUUUGACCAGGUGUACAAAUGUAUAUUUACGAUGGAUGUAACGCCGCAAUGAAAUCUGAACGUCGGAGGGUGAUCAAGCUGUAAUAUCGUUACAAACUAUACACACAGACAUUGCUAAACGAAUACAAACAAUGCAAGAGCCUUUCGAUGCAACACACAUGAAG
Messenger RNA from Spizellomyces punctatus DAOM BR117, 1552 nucleotides. RefSeq lists its product as uncharacterized. Bases 378 to 1367 code for a protein of 329 amino acids. Gene Ontology annotation, molecular function: oxidoreductase activity, acting on the CH-CH group of donors. Gene Ontology annotation, cellular component: membrane. Gene Ontology annotation, biological process: lipid metabolic process. NCBI's taxonomy places the organism in Eukaryota, Fungi, Chytridiomycota, Chytridiomycetes, Spizellomycetales, Spizellomycetaceae. The transcript has 3 exons. The record is from RefSeq and is a predicted model, not a curated record.